AUGACCGCACCUCCCCCGGUAGCCAGCGCCCUACAAGUCAUCGGCAAUACGCCCGUUGUGCAUCUCCGCCGCAUCGUCCCCAAAAACCACGCCGAUGUUUACUUGAAACUCGAAUCCGUCAACCCCACCGGCUCUUACAAGGACCGGAUGGCCAAGUCCAUGAUCGAAGAAGCUGAGCGCCGCGGUGAUUUGAAACCCGGGAUGACCGUCGUCGAAGCCACGGGUGGCAGCACUGGUUCUUCGCUUGCGUAUAUCUGCGCGAUUAAAGGAUAUCGGUUCCGGGUUGUGUCGUCUGAUGCUUUUGCGCCGGAGAAAUUGCGGACCAUGAGUGCGUUCGGGGCGGAGGUUGAGCUGAUUCAUAGUCCUACUGGGACUAUCACCGGUGACUUGGUCCCGUCCAUGGCGAGACGAGCGCGAGAGAUUUCAGAAAGCGGGAACUGUUACUGGACGAAUCAAUUUACUAACCUGGAUUCAUUUGUUGGGUACGAGGGUAUCGGUCAUGAACUGGUGCAACAGUUCCCGGAGGGAAUUGAUACAUUUUGUGGUGCUGUUGGCACCGGCGGGAUGGUGAUGGGGGUUUCUCGCGUGUUGAAGUCCCAGAAACCCGAAACACGAACGGUUGUGCUCGAGCCAGCCUCUUCGCCGAUUAUUACGAAAGGCCGCGCUGGGUCGCAUGGAGUGGAGGGUAUUGGACUUGGGUCUAUCCCGCCACAUCUAGAGAAGAGUCUCUAUGAUGAAGCUCGCGCGAUUUCUGAAGACGAGGGUCGUCAGAUGUGUCGCCGUCUGGCGCGUGAGGAGGGACUGCUUGUUGGUACCUCAACUGGUCUUAAUGUGGCCGCUGCAUUGGCCCUGGCUAAUGAGCUGGGACCAGGAAAGAAGGUGGUUACGGUGGCGGUUGACACAGGACUCAAGUAUUUGAACGGGAAUCUUUUUUCGGUGUAG
Messenger RNA from Aspergillus ruber CBS 135680, 942 nucleotides. Its product is annotated as PLP-dependent cysteine synthase family protein. The record is from RefSeq and is a predicted model, not a curated record. The transcript has a single exon. Bases 1 to 942 code for a protein of 313 amino acids. Lineage: Eukaryota; Fungi; Ascomycota; Eurotiomycetes; Eurotiales; Aspergillaceae. Gene Ontology annotation, cellular component: cytoplasm. Gene Ontology annotation, biological process: L-cysteine biosynthetic process.